This is a messenger RNA of Nomascus leucogenys (northern white-cheeked gibbon), 1552 nucleotides long. RefSeq names its product putative caspase-16. The record is from RefSeq and is a predicted model, not a curated record. Gene Ontology annotation, biological process: proteolysis. The transcript is spliced from 5 exons. Lineage: Eukaryota; Metazoa; Chordata; Mammalia; Primates; Hylobatidae. Gene Ontology annotation, molecular function: cysteine-type endopeptidase activity. The coding region runs from base 265 to 816 and encodes 183 amino acids.
GCAAGACUCCUUCUCAAAAAAAAAAAAAAAAAAAAAGAGGGCUUCCUCCCUGGACCUGUGAGUGGCAGGCAGUGGGAGGCCAGGUGGGCAGGGUCUGGGAAACAUUCUCAGCCUCGCAGAGGGCAGCCAGGGGCUGGGGAGGUGGUGGCUUUGGCCCAGGCCUCAACAUUGCUCCCACCCCAGGCUUUCCAGGAGGAGCUGGCCCAUUUCCGGGAGCAACUGGACACCUGCAGGGGCCCUGUGAGCUGUGCCCUUGUGGCCCUGAUGGCCCAUGGGGGACCACGGGGUCAGCUGGUGGGGGCUGAUGGGCAAGAGGUGCAGCCCGAGGCACUGAUGCAGGAGCUGAGCCACUGCCAGGUGCUGCGGGGCCGCCCCAAGAUCUUCCUGCUGCAGGCCUGCCGUGGGGGAAACAGGGAUGCUGGUGUGGGGCCCACAGCUCUCCCCUGGUACUGGAGCUGGCUGCGGACAUCUCCAUCUGUCCCCUCCCAUGCAGAUGUCCUGCAGAUCUAUGCUGAGGCCCAAGGCAGCUCCUGCAGGGGCGCCCCUCCAGGGAGCUCUGACCAAGCAGACAUCCUGACGGUCUACUCAGCAGCAGAAGGCUAUGUGGCCUAUCGCGAUGACAAGGGCUCACAGUUUAUCCAGACACUGGUCGAGGUCCUCAGAGCCAACUCCGGGAGAGACCUUCUGGAGCUGCUGACUGAGGUCAACAGGCGGGUGUGUGAGCAGGACGUGCUGGGGCCCGACUGCGAUGAACUCCGCAAGGCCUGCCUGGAGAUCCGCAGCUCGCUCCGGCGCCGGCUCUGCCUCCAGACCUGAGGGUGCGGCGGCCACGGGGGCGCUGCUGAGACGGUGGCCAGAUCCCAGCGCCAUUCUUGCCUGCAUCCACCCCCCACCCCCCGGUUUCCUCAUCGGAGAGCAAGGCGUGGCAGCGUGGGGGUGGCCGUGCAAUAAAUAUGUGCCGUGAACAGAGCCUGUUCUCAAGGACGUGUGAAAUAAGUGAGAUAAUGUGUGUAAAGCGCCUGGCACUGCAUAUGGACGCAAUAGUGUCCAUGGGAACCGAGCUGGGGCCUGUGCCCAGGUUCCGGGACUUAGGAACCCAACAUGGGCUGGACUGGGCUGGGCUGGGUUGGCAGUUCGGUUGUGGGAGCGUCCGGGGGGGAGGGGUCCCAGGAAGAGGACGCAUAACCCUCUCCCAGCCAUGUCCCUGUGCACGCGCGCCCCACCUCCACCCCGCGCUGGGCCAUAGAAACUCAGGAAACACGGCCCCCGCUUUCCAGGCGGCCAGAAUAAAGUCUGGGGCCAAAAGCCUCUGAAACACACCUUGGCAGGUUCACCGGUGAUGGAGCAAGCACAGGGGCUGGGCAAGCAGCUUGCAGCCCCUGACCCAAAGCGGCGGGAAGCACAUGGGGAAAGCGCUCCCAAACGGCGUCUCGGAGGGGCCUGCUGCGGGGAGGGUGGGGUAGGGCGGGCUCGCCAGGGCUCGAACUCACAGUCCCGGGCCCGCGGCGGCAGUUUCCACCCAGCAGCCUCAGCGGCCGGGCGCGGUGGCCCA